AGCACGCAGCACUGAAGGACUGACUCUACAUGACGAUCCAGGUUCAAGGCUCGCACUCACUCUCUCUCAGCCUCAGCUGAUUCUGGAUCAGUGUUCAGUCAGUGUUCUCAUCAUGGCCAUGGACCGGCGGAGGAGAGGCUCGCUCGCGCUCACCCUGAACUUCCUCGCGCUGAUGCUCGCGAUAUGCGCGCUCACCACCAGCUACUGGUGCGAGGGAACCCGGAAAGUUGUCAAGCCCUUCUGUACCGGACCGGUGACCGGCAAACACACACACUGCAUCCGAUACAACAGCUCGAACCUCACCGACAGCCGGAGGGUCCAGUACAUCUGGGAGACCGGAGAGGACAAGUUUGUUCUGAGGAAGUUCCACACGGGAAUCUGGUUCUCCUGCGAGCAGAACGUCGACCUGGUCGGUGAGAAAUGCCGAAGCUUCAUAAACGUCGCUCCUCCCCAUGAGAGAGGUGUGUUGUGGCUCUGCAUCGCGGCCGAGUGUCUCUAUAUUUUACUUCUGGCCACUGGAGGAAUCCUCAUGUCUAUAGAGGUCUGCCAUUUCGGGAACGUCAUCGAUGGACUGAAGCUGAAUGCCUUUGCCGCCAUAUUCACAGUCUUAUCAGGUCUUCUGGGUAUGGUGGCUCACAUGAUGUUCACCACAGCGUUCCAGCUGACCGUGAGUCUCGGCCCUGAGGACUGGAAACCACAGAACUGGGACUACAGCUGGUCUUACAUUCUGGCGUGGAGCUCGUUCACCGCCUGCAUGGCCUCCUCCGUCACCACCAUCAACAGAUACACUAAAACUAUACUGGAGUUCAAACACAAGCGGAAGAACAUGGAGAAGAACCUGAAGAUCAAGCAGAAGCUUCUGGACCUGGACUCUCCAGAACAGGUGUGGGACAUGUACAUCAGCUCCGUUCCCAGCAGCUCCGGCGAGGAGUUUCUGGACCUCUCUGGCUCUGGACGCAAGCUCUCCGACAACUCCCUGUUCCUGGAUCUGAACCAGCUGCCGGCUCCACAGGGAGAGGAGUUCUGCUGAGGACUGGGACCCGGUCCAAGACACAACUCCACAGGCAGAGGAGUUCUGCUGAGGACUGAGACCCGGUCCAAGACACGACUCCACAGGGAGAGGAGUUCUGCUGAGGACUGAGACCCGGUCUGAGACACAACUCCACAGGGAGAGGAGUUCUGCUGAGGACUGAGACCCGGUCCAAGACACGACUCCACAGGGAGAGGAGUUCUGCUGAGGACUGAGACCCGGUCCAAGACACGACUCCACAGGGAGAGGAGUUCUGCUGAGGACUGAGACCCGGUCCAAGACACGACUCCACAGGGAGAGGAGUUCUGCUGAGGACUGAGACCCGGUCCGAUACAC
Molecule: messenger RNA, 1366 nt
Organism: Rhinichthys klamathensis goyatoka
Lineage: Eukaryota; Metazoa; Chordata; Actinopteri; Cypriniformes; Leuciscidae
Gene: gsg1l2b
Product: gsg1-like 2b
Exons: 5
Coding region: 113-1030 (305 amino acids)
Cellular component (GO): plasma membrane
Source: RefSeq, a predicted model, not a curated record